AUGGCAGCAUCCUUGGUUCAAGACACACAUCUUGAGAUUUCUGAACGCAGUUAUGUAAAAUGCUUGCUCGUGUCUUUUGUCGCUGGAGUGGUGGGCAGAGCUGAUGUGCUGGCGUGCCUUUUCUUCCUCUCAUCCGUUCUAUUAUAUCAUGGAUCAUCAGGUCGUCACAGAGUGUGGUCGAGCGUGGCACUGGCAGCGCUCAGUAUGCUGGCCAAGGAGACAGGACUAACCGCGCUAUUGUUCAAUGUAGCCUUCGAUUUGUACCGCUGUUGGACGUCUAACAGGUUCUCACCAUCAAUAAAAUGGCGAUGGCGCACCGACAGUUUUUACGGGCGAGUGAUUCGAGCACUGGCCGCAUUGAUCCUGCUGGCCGGAGUAAGGCUCGCGCUGCUGCAAGGAUCUCUCCCUGCAUUCUCACCACAGGACAACCCUCCUGCUUUCCAUCCAUCGUUUAGCGUCAGGUUGAUGACUUUCUGUUACCUGGCAGCAUUCAACUGGUGGCUGUUACUCUGUCCGUGGACCCUCAGCCACGACUGGCAGAUGGGCUCAGUGCCUCUCAUCACCAGUGGCUGGGACCCGAGGAACUUGCUCACCUGCGCGGCCUUCAUUGCAUUACUGGCACUUUCCUACAGAUUUCUAGUUGAUUUGGAGUUACAACGACACGCACCUGCAGUAGUAGGGUUGAUGAUGUUGGUGAUACCUUACCUGCCUGCUUCUAAUUUACUUGUCACCGUCGGUUUCGUGGUCGCUGAGAGAGUGCUGUACAUACCCAGAGCGGACUUAUCAGUAUUACCGCACAAUGCUAAGUUACAUUACAACUUUGCAAACUUUCUGAAGGACAUUGAACAACAAGAGAACGCCAUCAAACACUAUAAGGAAGCUUUAAAGCUCUGGCCAAGCUACGCGAGUGCUCACAACAACCUGGGCACAUUGGUGCUGGCGUCAGGUCGAGCUGAACACCAUUUCUUGCAAGCUCUCAAAUAUAACAGGGAUCACGUCAAUGCCCAUUAUAAUCUUGCCAAAUUGUACAGAAAGAAAAAUCGAAUAUCAGAAUCUCUAAAGAUGUUGGAACGCUGUAUAUCUUUAGAACCAAGGUUUGUUCAGGCAUAUCUUGAACUCUUACUGCUUAAACCAGAAAAUGAGAAGAGAGGAGUUCUUGACAAACUACUGGAGUUGGAGCCAAAAAAUUGGGAGCACUACCUACUUUAUGGCAACUGGUACAAAGAUAGAGGUCUCCAACCACUAGCCCUACAGUACUACACGCGCGCCAUGCGCCUCUCGUUCAGCUCGGCACACGGCAGUGCACGUGGCGAGGUGGUGUCACUUCGUGCCGCCUGCCUUGUUCUACGGUCCGUGGGCCAGUACAGCAGGGUGCUGCAACUCCUCGUCAGAUGGCAUGGUGUCCGCGGUGAUGGUCAGCCAGCCAGUCGACGGCUUCUAGCAGCACGUGCCUGGCGGCUGCGCAGUGAGUUAGCCGAGCGGGCUGCACUUUAUGCGAGGCCCAGACAUCAGCCCUCCCCAAUUACAUCAACGUGUUUGCAUCACAGCCAGCUAGAAGUGUCAGCACACUACACGAACAAAUUAAAACAAAACCAAGUAGAUUCUAGAAUAUUAGGACAAAACACACUGCACAGUGGUACGAGUGCUAACGGCGCUGGAAGAAAUGUAGAUAAAAAUAAUUGCCAAAAAGCUGAACAUAGAAAGAAAAGCGUGUCAUUAUCCAGUCAUUAUAAACUGACACACAACAAAUCGGAAACAGGACAAAGGCAGAAAAGUUGUCCAUUACACAAGAAGAAGAAAAUUAAAGAUCCCGAGUUCACACCAUUUGUGUCAGACCAUUUGAUAAAGACUUAUUAA
This is a messenger RNA of Spodoptera littoralis (African cotton leafworm), 1857 nucleotides long. NCBI's taxonomy places the organism in Eukaryota, Metazoa, Arthropoda, Insecta, Lepidoptera, Noctuidae. The record is from the annotation of a GenBank genome assembly.